This is a messenger RNA of Bradysia coprophila, 3010 nucleotides long. RefSeq names its product beta-mannosidase-like. Gene Ontology annotation, biological process: glycoprotein catabolic process. Gene Ontology annotation, molecular function: beta-mannosidase activity. NCBI's taxonomy places the organism in Eukaryota, Metazoa, Arthropoda, Insecta, Diptera, Sciaridae. The record is from RefSeq and is a predicted model, not a curated record.
UAAAAAUAUCAGUACGAAUUAGAUAGUCCAUUGCGUACAACGAGCGUGAAGACAGCGACUCGUUCAGUUAGAAUGAUGGGACGAACAAUAUUUUCAAUUUUUAUGCUCACAAUCAUUUGUUCCUUGGAAGUAAAAUGUGCAAAGGUCGUAAAGUCGGGAAUCGAACAGUUAUCUUUAAACGCUAAUCGCGACAGCAGGUUAUGGACCGCGAUCGGAAACAAUGGCACCCAAGAGUUCCGUGUGCCUGCCCAAGUGCCAGGGGGAAUUUACUCCGAUUUAGAUGCGUUCGGAGGAAUCUUUCGGAAUCAAAUUUAUCACGACUACAAUGACGUUGAAACGCGUUGGGUUGGUAGGACUGACUGGACCUUCACUAGGGAAUUCGAUGUGUCUAAUGAGCUAGUCAGCAAGCCUCGCAUUGUGUUAAUAUGUGAAGGAUUGGAUACAAUAGCGAGAGUUUUCAUAAACAAUAAUUUGGUUGGUCAGGGUGUGAACAUGUUUGUUCGUUACAUUUACAACAUAAAAGACGUUUUAACGUUGGGUCGAAACGAAAUUCGUGUUGAAUUCCAAUCACCGGUGCUAUAUGCCAUAAGUCAAUACAAUGCUCACAAUGUCAGCUACGGUUAUCCGGUUCUGCCGAAUAACCUAGUUCCAGAAUAUCGGGGUGAAGAUAAAGCGCAAAUGAUAAGGAAAAUGCAGUCGUCGUUUUCAUGGGAUUGGGGACCAUCAUAUCCAAGCUCCGGCAUUUGGAAAGAUAUAUACAUCGAAGGUCGAGAUGGAGCGGUGAUUAGAGACGUUUUAGUUUUCACUUCGACCAAUUCACAACAGCCGGAUGACACAGAUCAAACGACUUGGACCCUACAAGCUCGAGUUUAUUUCGACUAUAAUUCUAGAGAGGAUGAAGGUUUUCUGCUGUUACAGCGAUUGGAUGGCGAAUUUAGCGCUAGAAUUCCAGUUUCUUUCCAAAAUGAGACGCUCGUGUCUGGAUCAGUUUAUCGGGACAUUAGCAUCAGCGUUCCGGGAAGCGAGGCCAGGCUGUGGUGGCCCAACGGUUAUGGCAAUCCCACCUUGUAUCCGUAUCAAGUGACUUACACGGCUUCAGCGGGAGAUGAAACAAGCUCAAAGACAUUUAAUGUUGGAUUUCGCACUGUAGAACUGAUCCAAGAUCCGGUAGACAUUUCACGUCCUCACUUCGGAAACUACUUCUACUUCAAAGUGAAUGGCAUCAAGAUUUACUCGAAAGGUUCCAAUUCGAUACCCAUUCAUGUUCUACCGGAAAGAAUCACCGACGAGAUGACGGAAUGGCUUCUGACAUCGGCCCACAAAUUGCACACGAAUCAAAUACGCGUUUGGGGUGGGGGAAUGUAUGAAUCCGAUCUGUUCUACGAUCUGGCCGAUAAGCUCGGAAUUUUCGUCUGGGAAGAUUUCAUGUUUGCUUGUUCGAUGUAUCCAGCGAAUGACGACUUCCUUUCGACUGUAGUGGACGAAAUUGAUACACAAGUGAAACGUCUGCAGCACCAUCCUUCGCUAUUGAUGUGGGCCGCCAAUAACGAGAAUGAGGGAGCGCUACGCGAUAACUGGUACGGAACGAGAGACAAUUUUGAAGUGUACAGAACCGAUUUCGUUAAAUUGUACGUGAACACCAUAAUUCGGAAUGUGGCGUUGCUGGAUCCGUCGCGGGACUGUUUGAGUUCGAGUCCUACGAAUGGAAAGAAGACGGAGGAAGAAGGAUGGGUUUCAGAGUGGCCGGGAAAUAUUCGAUACGGAGACACACAUCCUUACAACUACCGUGACGAUAAUUGGGAUUGGAGAUGGAUGGUUUCCCGACGCAGUCGAUAUGCGUCGGAAUUCGGCUACCAGUCUUUCCCGUAUGUGGAAACGUUGAGAAAGGUUUCUUCCAAUUUCGACCAAUGGACCUGGUUCUCUGAGUUUGUCGAUCACCGUCAACAUCAUCCUGGUGGCCAAGGAGAAAUCCACGACUUAAUCCAAUCUCAUCUGCCAAUGCCAACGAAUCCCAAUUCCACCGAGGCAUUUCCGUCCAUGUUGUACAUGGCUCAGAUUAUGCAAUCGAUGGGUCAGAAAACUCAAACCGAAUUUUAUCGCCGUAACGUCGAUAAGUUUUUCGUGGAAGAAGAUGGAACAGGUUAUAAUAUGGGAGCACUGUACUGGCAAUUGAAUGAUAUUUGGGAGGGAUGUUCGUGGUCAUCAUUCGAAAUCAAUGGCAGGUGGAAAAUGUAUGCAUACUUCGCCCAGAGAGCGUUCUCACCUGUUUUAGCCUCUCCGUACAAAGACACCAAUGAAGAUGUGGCGGUAGAAGUUAUUUCCGAUUCCGUUCAACGAUACACUGGCUCACUACGAGUACGAAUCUUUAAGCUAGAUUCGCUGUCUCCAGUAUUCGAUGAAGAAUUGAGUGUAACUGCGGACUAUCUAACGUCGAAAGAACAAUUCCGAAUGACCUCAACGAUGCUCGAAACAUUGCAAUGUCAGGCGAACCAAACUGGCGCGCCAUGCUUAGUUUACACUUCAAUGCCCCAGUUACCCGAUAAUUUUGUGUUCCUCAAUUACCCAACUGACAGACACUACAUAUUAGAUCCAAAACUAAAAGCCACCGACAUACAGUCAUCAGUUGACGGCCGAACAAUCACUUUCACCCUUACGUCUGAGGCCAUUGCACCAUUCGUUUUUCUUAAUUUACGCGACCACACUAACGGACAUUUCAGCGACAAUGGAUUUGUAAUGGUCGAACGGGAAAAAGUUAUGACUUACUAUUCCAGGGAUGUCAUGACAAUUGAUGAUUUUGUCAAUCAAUUGGAUACCACGUCGUUGUUUGAUGUUACCCAAUUUGCUGAUGAUGAUCAUGACCAUGACGAUGCUGUCUCCAUUAGUGCGGGACUGGUACCCUUGGUGAUAGUGUUCGUUAUAUGCUUUUCGAACGGUUUCGUGUAAAUGUCGAUUGUAAUUGUCAUGAAAAGUUUCGAGGCGAGAUCGUCAAUAAAAGUUUUCUUAUAUCGAA